AUGCAGUGUGGGCCCCCCGACAUGGUCUGCGAGACGAAGAUCGUGGCCGCCGAGGACCAUGAGGCGCGGCCGGGGGCCCCGAAGGACGCGCGGCGCGCCGCCGCCGGAGCCCGGUGGCCCCCGCGGCCCGCCGCGCCCCCGCCCGCGCCCGCGCCCGCGCCCGCGCCCGGCCCCCAGCCCCGGGGCGGCGCGGGGGGCGCGGGGCCGCCGGGGGGGCGCGGGGUGCACAUCCGCGAGUUCCGCGCGGCCGAGCAGGAGGCGGCGCGCCGCAUCUUCUACGACGGCAUCAUGGAGCGCAUCCCCAACACGGCCUUCCGCGGCCUGCGGCAGCACCCGCGCGCGCAGCUGCUCUACGCCCUGCUGGCCGUGCUCUGCUUCGCGCUGACCCGCUCGCUGCUGCUCACCAGCCUGGUGCCGGCCGCGCUGCUGGGCCUGCGCUACUACUACAGCCGCAAGGUGGUCCUCGCCUACCUGGACUGCGCGCUGCACACGGACAUGGCGGACAUCGAGCGCUACUACAUGAAGCCCCCGGGCUCCUGCUUCUGGGUGGCCGUGCUGGACGGCAACGUGGUGGGCAUCGUGGCGGCGCGGGCCCACGAGGCGGACAACACAGUGGAGCUGCUGCGCAUGUCAGUGGACGCCCGCUUCCGUGGCAAGGGCAUCGCCAAGGCGCUGGGCCGCAAGGUGCUGGAGUUCGCGCUGCUGCACAACUACUCCGCCGUGGUGCUGGGCACGACGGCCGUCAAGGUGGCUGCCCACAAGCUCUACGAGUCGCUGGGCUUCAGACACAUGGGCUCGAGUGACCACUAUGUGCUGCCCGGCAUGACCCUCUCGCUGGCCGAGCGCCUCUUCUUCCAGGUCCGCUACCACCGCUACCGCCUGCAGCUUCGCGAGGAGUGACCGGCCCUGCCCGCCCGCCCGCCCGCGGCCACCCCCUCAGCGCUGCGCUGGGCCUCCCCUCCCAACACCACGCGAUCGGGCCUCCAGCUGGUUCCCGGGAAGUGGGGCUGUCGCUCCAGUGCUUGCAGCCCCCGCCCCUUGUCCUGCCCGGCCUGCCAGGGCUGUCCCUGGAGAGACCCAGCCCCGAAGGCCUGGCUGCCGGCGCUGGCUCGAGGGGUGCCCCCGGCCCAUGGCCCCGGGGAAGGUUCCCCAAGCACAGCGCCUCUGCCGCGAGCCCGUCCGGCAGACCC
Messenger RNA from Talpa occidentalis (Iberian mole), 1190 nucleotides. It is a transcript of the gene ASPNAT, whose product is annotated as N-acetyltransferase 8 like. The record is from RefSeq and is a predicted model, not a curated record. Gene Ontology annotation, molecular function: L-aspartate N-acetyltransferase activity. The transcript has 3 exons. Lineage: Eukaryota; Metazoa; Chordata; Mammalia; Eulipotyphla; Talpidae. Gene Ontology annotation, cellular component: mitochondrial membrane. The coding region runs from base 1 to 900 and encodes 299 amino acids.